AGGCAGCGCGUCACCGCGUCAGUGCGUGAUAUCCUUCCGCGGGAGAGAAGCGCGCGGCCCUUUCCCUCCCGACGACGCAGGAGCGAGCAGCGGGCUCUGUGACGGUCCCGCGACAUCCGCGAGAGAGACACCGCGCUGCACCCGCGUUAGACCCGCGCUAGACCCGCGCUACAGACCGGGGACGACUCUCCCGCUCCUCCUCACAGACACACAGACACAGAGACAGACAGACACAGGGACCAGCAGACAGACAGACAGACAGACAGCAGAGCGGCGGGAUGGAGCUCAUCACCAUCCUCGAGAAGACCGUGUCUCCAGAUCGGAAUGAACUGGAGGCGGCACAGAAGUUUCUGGAGCAGGCGGCGAUAGAGAAUCUGCCCACAUUCCUGGUGGAGUUGUCUAAGGUGUUGGCGAACCCCGGGAACACUCAGGUGGCUCGAGUGGCUGCCGGUCUGCAGGUGAAGAACUCUCUGACCUCCAAAGACCCCGACGUGAAGACACAGUACCAGCAGAGAUGGCUGGCCAUCGACGCCAACGCUCGCCGCGAGAUCAAGAACUACGUUUUACAGACUCUGGGUACGGAGACGUACCGGCCCAGCUCGGCGUCGCAGUGCGUCGCCGGCAUAGCCUGUGCAGAGAUCCCGGUGAACCAGUGGCCCGAGCUGAUCCCCCAGCUGGUGGCCAACGUCACCGACCCCUCCAGCACCGAGCACAUGAAGGAGUCUACGCUGGAGGCCAUCGGCUACAUCUGCCAGGACAUCGACCCGGAGCAGCUGCAGGAGAACGCCAACCAGAUCCUCACGGCCAUCAUCCAGGGCAUGAGGAAGGAGGAGCCCAGCAACAACGUGAAGCUGGCUGCUACCAACGCCCUGCUCAACUCUCUGGAGUUCACCAAGGCCAACUUUGACAAGGAGACGGAGAGACACUUCAUCAUGCAGGUUGUGUGUGAGGCGACUCAGUGUCCCGACACCAGAGUGCGUGUGGCAGCCCUCCAGAACCUGGUGAAGAUCAUGUCUCUGUACUACCAGUACAUGGAGACCUACAUGGGUCCAGCACUGUUUGCGAUCACCAUCGAGGCGAUGAAGAGCGACAUCGACGAGGUGGCCCUGCAGGGCAUCGAGUUCUGGUCCAACGUCUGUGAUGAGGAGAUGGACCUGGCCAUCGAGGCCUCAGAGGUCUGUGCCUCGGAGCAGGGACGCCCCCCCGAGCACACCAGUAAGUUCUACGCCAAAGGAGCCCUGCAGUACCUGGUCCCCAUCCUGACCCAGACCCUCACCAAACAGGACGAGAACGACGACGACGAUGACUGGAACCCCUGUAAGGCAGCAGGUGUGUGUCUGAUGCUGCUGGCCACCUGCUGUGAGGACGACGUGGUUCCUCACGUUCUGCCAUUCAUCAAAGAACACAUCAAACACCACGACUGGCGCUACAGAGACGCCUCCGUCAUGGCCUUCGGAUCCAUCCUGGAAGGACCCGAACUCAACCAGCUCAACCCUCUAGUCAUACAGGCGAUACCGACCCUCAUCGAGCUGAUGAAGGACCCCAGCGUGGUGGUCAGAGACACCACGGCCUGGACGGUGGGGAGGAUCUGUGAGCUGCUGCCUGAAGCAGCCAUCAGCGAAGUCUACCUGGCCCCCCUGCUGCAGUGUCUGAUUGAGGGCCUGGGGGCGGAGCCACGGGUGGCUUCCAAUGUCUGCUGGGCCUUCUCGUCUCUGGCUGAAGCAGCGUAUGAGGCCACGGAUGCUGCAGAGGACCAGGAGGAGCCCAGCACCUACUGCCUCUCCUCCUCCUUCGAGAUCAUCGUCCAGAAACUCCUGGAGACCACAGACAGACCCGACGGUCACCAGAACAACCUUCGCUCCGCUGCCUACGAGGCUCUGAUGGAGAUUGUGAAGAACAGCGCUAAGGACUGCUACCCGGCGGUCCAGAAGACCACGCUGGUCAUCAUGGAGCGGCUGCAGCAGGUCCUCCAGAUGGAGUCUCACAUCCAGAGCACCUCAGACAGAAUCCAGUUCAACGACCUGCAGUCGCUGCUGUGUGCCACUCUACAGAACGUCCUGCGUAAAGUGCAGCAUCAGGACGCCCUGCAGAUCUCAGACGUAGUGAUGGCGUCUCUGCUGAGGAUGUUUCAGAGCACCGCCGGCUCCGGAGGAGUCCAGGAGGACGCUCUGAUGGCCGUGUCCACACUGGUGGAAGUUCUGGGCAGCGACUUCCAGAAAUACAUGGAUGCCUUCAAGCCCUUCCUCGGCAUCGGACUGAAGAACUACGCUGAGUAUCAGGUGUGUCUGGCGGCGGUGGGUCUGGUCUGUGACCUGUGCAGAGCUCUGAUGUCCAACAUCCUGCCUUUCUGUGACGAGAUCAUGCAGCUGCUGCUGGAGAACCUCGGGAACGAGAACGUCCAUCGGUCGGUGAAGCCUCAGAUCCUGUCGGCGUUCGGAGACAUCGCUCUGGCCAUCGGAGGAGAGUUCAAGAAGUACCUGGACAUCGUCCUGGACACGCUGCAGCAGGCCUCCCAGGCUCAGGUGGACAAGACGGACUACGACAUGGUGGACUACCUGAACGAGCUGAGGGAGGGCUGUCUGGAGGCCUACACCGGGAUCAUCCAGGGCCUGAAGGGGGACCAGGAGAACGUGCACCCUGACGUGAUGUUGGUUCAGCCUCGGGUGGAGUUCAUCCUCUCCUUCAUCCAUCACAUAGCCGAGGACGAAGAUCACUCUGACGGAGUAGUGGCCAACGCUGCCGGACUCAUCGGGGACCUGUGCACGGCGUUCGGUAAAGACGUGAUGAAGCUGGUGGAGGUUCGUCCGCUCAUCAACGACCUGCUGACAGAGGGUCGACGCUCCAAAACCACCAAGACCAAGACGCUGGCCACCUGGGCCACCAAGGAGCUCCGCAAGCUCAAGAGCCAGGCCUGAUUGUUGCCGUUGCGGAAAAGAGAUUUGAGACCUUCAGAGGAGGACGAGGACGGACCGGAUUCACCUCCUCUGUCUUUGAGAUGAGUGAGUGAGAGAGAUGUGUGAGCGAGCGAGAGAUGAUGACAUCACACCACCUUCAGUUCCAGCAGGCGACGACGACUUCCCCCCACCCCCUCUCCUAGACGGCCUGUGGACUGGACUCUGACCCCCCACCCACCCCCCACCAAUCCAAACAAACUCGAACUUCGAGCCCUCCUCCCACAAUCCACCUCUCUCGCUGUAGUCGGGCUCUCCUGCGACAUCACGAUGACGUCACCGCUCUGCCGCCGCCCCUCGAAGAUGGGGGUGGGGGGGUAGAUACAACACGACGAGAAACUAAAAGACUUGUGGAAUCAAAGAUGAACCCGCGCGGACUCUGUGGACUUCUGUGGAAAACUUUCGAUUUGUGUUGCUCUUAUUUUUCUUCUUCUUCCUCCGAGCACUAAAGCGGCAAAGGAGAUCUGAGGGACUCCAACACCUCCACUUGCUCCGUCCGCGGUGCUCGGCGCUCUUAUCCAAACAACAGCACUAAAUUCCUACAAAAUAAAAGUAAUCCUCUGAGGAGCGAGUGCCAAAUGGAAAUGGUUUAGCGGAAAAUAAAAGGAGUGGAAAUGAGCUGCUGGUGAAGCAUUUCAGUUUUUAUUUCCCCGCUGCACUUGGUUUGGGAAAAGGGUCACUCACCAUUUUUGCUUGUUUAAAAAAUAAAUUCAGAGAAUUGAAGACGUUUGUAUAAGGUUAUAUUUUUCCAUUGCUAUGAUGAAAAUAAAGUAAAGAAGAAAAAAAAAAAAACAAUAAAAUGAUAUGAAACAUUCCCCAA
This is a messenger RNA of Anoplopoma fimbria (sablefish), 3771 nucleotides long. It is a transcript of the gene kpnb1, whose product is annotated as karyopherin (importin) beta 1. The record is from RefSeq and is a predicted model, not a curated record. Gene Ontology annotation, molecular function: small GTPase binding; nuclear import signal receptor activity. Gene Ontology annotation, biological process: protein import into nucleus. Bases 279 to 2915 code for a protein of 878 amino acids. The transcript has 22 exons. Gene Ontology annotation, cellular component: nucleus; cytoplasm. NCBI's taxonomy places the organism in Eukaryota, Metazoa, Chordata, Actinopteri, Perciformes, Anoplopomatidae.